Rotaria sordida is the source of this 1653-nucleotide messenger RNA. The record is from the annotation of a GenBank genome assembly. Lineage: Eukaryota; Metazoa; Rotifera; Eurotatoria; Philodinida; Philodinidae.
AUGUCGAUAACUUCAAUUGAAAAUUUUUCUAAUGAAUUUUUCUAUGAAAUAUUCGAAUAUCUCGAUGGUUGUAAAAUAUAUAAAGCAUUUUCAAAUCUUAAUCAUCGUUUUCAACAACUUCUUAAUUCUUCAUCUCUUCUUUUUAAAAUUUAUUUAACAUGUUCAACAUCUAAUGAAAUAGAUAUAAAUAUUUAUAAACAACUUCUACUUAAUAAUAAACAUCAAAUAAUUUCAUUACAUAUGUGGUCAUCAUUACAAAACAGUGAAUUUUUUUCAUCAUUUUCAAUCGAUUCAUCAUUUAAUCGUCUUGAAUCAAUUGUUAUCAAUGAAAUUUCAUCAACUAUACUUAUUUCAUUUCUUACUAAUUUAACGUCUUUACCUCGUCUUUUUUCAUUAACCAUUGAUACACAAUCGAGUUUAAGAGACUUAAAUGAAGUUUAUCGAUUAAUUUUUGCUUUACCAAAAUUGAAAUAUAUUAAAAUUUCAGCAGAACCAACUAUUAUAUCCAUUUCAUUACUAAUUGCUACCAAUGAACAAUUUAGUACUAUUGAAUAUUUUGUUAUUAAUCAUGAUUGUACGUUAAAUGUACUUUGUACUUUAAUAUCUUAUACACCUCAACUUUGUCAUUUAAAUUUGAUGAAUUUAUUUGAAAAUUAUUCAAACAAUGAAAUUAUAUUGCCAAUUAUUUUUUCUAAUUUGACAUAUCUUUCAAUACAAGUGGCUGAUAUAAGAUUUGAUGAACUUGAAAUGUUCAUUAUAGAAACAAAAUGUAAUUUAAAAUUAUUACGUCUUAUUACUUUCUCUGAAGAUAGAGAUUAUUUUGAUGAUGAUCGAUGGGAAGAAUUAAUUUUAAAUUAUUUGAUUGAAUUAGAAGAAUUUUAUUUAGAAUAUCAUCAACAAAUCGAUCCUGAAUCUGGAUCUUUAACAAACUUUGAACCUCCUAAUCGAUUUAAUUCAUUAUUUUGGAUUGAACGAAAAUCGAUAUUUGAAAUUGAAAUGGAUUCUUUCGAAUAUAUUUAUUCAAUUCGUUUAUAUAAAGAAAGAUGGUAUGAUGUGAAUUCGUCCUCUAUUGAACUUUUAAACUCUACUCGACUUACACUUACCGAUCUUCCUCGUAAUGAAUAUAUAAUGAUAUUGAAUUUAAUUAUUCGUGAUCUUUUAGCAGUCACACAGAUUUAUCAUUUGGAAAUUUCUAAAAAAACUAUUUGUUCUGAAAUAUUAAUCGACAUAAUAUAUAAAUUAUUUGCACUCGAUACAUUAAAAAUAACUUCUUUGAUCUUAGCACUAUCGAGAUAUUCAUCUAUUGAAGAUAAAAAGCUUCAUUUUGUAUCAAAUAAAAAUAAUAUUAAAAAAGUUUAUUUAGAAAAAAUGUCUAAAAUUGAAGAAAUUUAUUUUCUUAUUAAACUUUGCCCUCGUAUGAUCCAUCUCAAAGUAGAGUUUAUAAAUGAUAUGGAUAUUGAAUUAUUUAUCAAAAAUAUUUUAAAAAAACUUAAUCAUGACUGUAAUCAAUAUCUUCGUUCAUUAUGUAUUCAUAAUUCAACAGCAAAUGAUAAAAUCAUUCAAAAAUUAGAAGAAAUGAUUAAUCGUGAUAAAUUACUUCAUCAUUUUACAAUUAAAUACAUAGCAGACAACAUCUAUUUGCAAUGGAAAUAA